Chlamydomonas reinhardtii is the source of this 2668-nucleotide messenger RNA. RefSeq lists its product as uncharacterized. The coding region runs from base 562 to 819 and encodes 85 amino acids. Lineage: Eukaryota; Viridiplantae; Chlorophyta; Chlorophyceae; Chlamydomonadales; Chlamydomonadaceae. The record is from RefSeq and is a predicted model, not a curated record. The transcript is spliced from 4 exons.
CCCAGCUUCGCGAUGCAGGUCGCCUGCUUGCCGUGCUUGCUUGCAUCCCGGCGCCCGGCGGGCUUUAAGAGCGGUCGCCUACGCCAGGGCAGCCCUGAUCCGCGCUUUCUGACUGCCAAUACUUCUUUUGGCUGUCUUUCUUUCCUUUUUCGCCAUUCUGAUCUCUUUCCGACACCUCAGGAGGGGCACCGACACACAUCACGCACGAAGUGUCGCGCUUGUCGCGGCCCAUCACCCUGGCCUGAGUAUUAGCAGAGAAUGAUAAGAUAGGAUGAGCGCUAGGCGCCCGAACGGGGUGUUCCUCGUCGGCAGCUUCAUCGGUGCCGACUUCGGUCUUGCGGAACGACAUAAGAGGCGUGUCGGGAGGCAACACAUCUUCUUGGCAUGGAAACUUCUUGUCGGGCUCUCCUGACAGGCGACGCCGCGAUCCAACGUGCCGCAUGAUAACUCAAGUGGGGCUUUCCCCGUCCUCAGGAACUUUAUCAACGCGAUGUCGGACCAAGGGUCCGCACUACCCUUCGAGGCGGCUGGUAUCAAGGCCACUUCGUCCACAUGGCUGACAUGCGCGUCAUCUCUUCUUCCAUGAACCACCGGCCCGUCGUCUCGGGUAACGCAAGGUGCGGUCGGUACCUGGCUCCAUCACUAUCGCAUUCCGCCUGGCCUGGUCCGCCUGAACUUCUGGACCUGAACCGCCGGGGCCACGGUCGCGGGCUGCAACCGGAGGGAGGCUACUGGGAGCGGAGGCCGGCGCACCGUCUACUGGUGAUAGGGCGAGGAGCGCUUCUGUGGGCAGGGCAGCGGCAGGCCCCGCGCCUCUAGCGGUAAAAUUUGUGGGCAUGGCGGCACGGGGCUCACGAUGCGGAACGGCGCGCGCGACACAUGCAGCCGGGGUGCAUGUAGUUGAGGCGGGCCUGGUAUCAUGCGGCGGGGGAAACUUUCGCACGGCGCCGCAAGCAACAACCUUAGGCAAUGCAGGCUGGAUGCGCUCGCGGGACAGGGUAGCGCCUUCGCAGGCACGCUGCGUGUGGGCGGGCAGACAGGUGUCAUGCGCUAACUCGAACAGGUUGGCUUGGGGCGAAGCGUCAUAGGCUUGGGUUCUGGUUGAGCCUCGGGUCAGCUCAUGCAAAUUGACGGCAAAUCGUGCAAUUUGCUUCUGCAGAUGAUCGAGGCAGCAGCCGUCGCAGCGGGCUGGGGGCCGUGGCGGGGCCGGCGCUCAUGCCGACGGUCUUCAUGGUGGCCGCCUGCAGUUGCCCCGUCGUAGCGGAGAGCCUCAAACUUAGAGCAACGCUCGAUAAAGGUGCCAUUGGUGGGCAGGCGCUCUUGCCAUGUGACACGGUCUUGGUCAUACUCACCAGGGGCCGUAUCCCGCAUGAGGCCAACACCGGCCUCCCUAACGUAGAUUGCGUUGGUUAUUGCAUCAUCCAAAUUAGCGGGCCGCAUGAGGUAAACCUGCUGGUAGACAUCGGGAUGUAGGCCACGAAGGAAGCUGUACAUGUAAGUGGGGUCGCAGGCCGGGUUGAUGUUAAGCUGGGCCACCAGACUGCGGUAGCGGUCGGCAUACCGGCGGACACUUUCAUUCCGACCCUGUCGACAGUUGGAUAGGCGAUUGAAUAAUUCUUCCAGGCCGGGCGCAAAGCGCUCAAGGAACAUGGCACGGAACUCGGGCCAAUCCCGCAUGUCACCAUCAAUGCCUGAUUCCCAGGUCUGCGCAUCGCCUGACAGGCGGCAGCGUGCGACAAGCAACUUGUCGACAUUGGACCAUUGGAAUACACGAGCGUGACGCUCAAUCUUAUCAAGCCAUUGGCGGGGAUCGUCCUGCCGGGGGUCGAAGAUAGGGAUAGAGUUGAGGCUAGACGGGGUGACACCGAAGUGCUCGUCGGCCAUGCUGACGGAAGCAGGGGUAGAGGUGAAAGUAGACGUGGCGCGAGAUUGCGGCUGCGGCUUAGAGUCUCACACGGCGUAGUUUGCCGGGUGGUGUUUGAGGUGGCUUAGAGAGAAACCAGGGAGCCGGAAGUAAUUAACCAGGAAGUAGAUGGAGAACGACGGGAAUUAUCAAUUAGAAGAUGGUUGGGCCCAGAUGGCCGGUUUUGUGAGAGGCACAGGCGUGUGCGUCACGGUGCGGGGCCGGAGCAAGAGACCUGCACAGUGAGUUUUAGGUUGAGAUAGAACCCAACCGGAGAGACGAUAGAGGUGGAGGAGAAAGAUACCAAGGGAGAAGAUAGAGGAGGAGUAGGGAGGCACCAACCGAAGGUUGGGGCAGGGCUUAGAUAGCCGUUUUUGUGAGAGGCACAGGCGUGUGCGUCACGGAGUGCGGGGCCGGAUGAUAGGUCUGCACAAGGAGCUGAGAACGAGACCGGGUUUCCCCGCGUCUCGAUACCACAAAACCCACCACACACACAAGGUGUACACACACAAAAAUUAAAACUUUUGGUGCGGUGUGUAUGGAGGGGCCAAGGACCUUAUAACCCGCCUGUCACGCGUGUGGGGACGGAGUGACAAGCCUGCGCAGCACUGCUUCCACUGCAACGGUCUCGUUCUGUGUUGGCUCCGGUGUUAUAAGACUGUAUUGAUGAGGCCAAGGUAGACCAGAGAGUUAUCGAGAUAAGGAGGAGAAAUCGAGACUAAUCGAGAUGCGGAAGCGUAGCGGAAUGUUACGGGGAAGGUACCA